Vigna umbellata (rice bean) is the source of this 849-nucleotide messenger RNA. The record is from RefSeq and is a predicted model, not a curated record. Lineage: Eukaryota; Viridiplantae; Streptophyta; Magnoliopsida; Fabales; Fabaceae.
CUCUAAGUAGAAGAGAUGGUGAGGCUCACUGCUGAUUCAUGGAAAAGCCCUCAUUUUUUCAAUCCAGUUAAAGAGCGUGAGUUAGAUCUUCGAGGCAACAAGAUAGCUGUAUUUGAAAACCUGGGUGCUACUGAGGACCAAUUUGACACCAUAGAUUUAUCUGAUAACGAGAUUGUCAAACUGGAGAACGUACCUUAUCUUAACCGGUUGGGUACACUGAUCAUUAAUAACAACAGGAUUACUAGAAUUAAUCCCAGCAUUGGAGAGUUCUUGCCAAAAUUGCACACACUAGUUCUCACUAACAACAGAAUUGUAAACUUGGUAGAAAUUGACCCUUUAGCAUCCAUUCCAAAGCUGCAGUACCUUAGUCUGCUGGACAACAAUAUCACGAAGAAGCCAAAUUAUAGGCUUUAUGUUAUUAACAAACUGAAAUCCCUCCGGGUUUUAGAUUUCAAGAAAGUGAAAAGUAAGGAACGGUUGGAAGCCAAAAGCUUGUUUGCUUUGGAAGAUGUUAUGGAUGAAAUUCAAAGGUUGCCACCCAAACCAGUUUCACCUGCUGAAACUCCAAAGGUUUCAGAAGCAGCUGAGGAACAACAAACACCAAAAGCGGUUGCUCCCACACCUGAGCAAUUACUGCUAUCAAGCAAACCAUUGGAAGCUAUUCCAAAAGCUGCCAUUGUGAAUUCUCAGACUCUUGAGGAGGUUGCUAGACUUGAAAAGGCAUUGAAGUCUGGCCAGCUUCCUGCAGAUAUAAAAGGCUUGAAUGAUAAUAUACUGUUGGAUAAUGUUACUGAAAAACCUGAAGAUAUGAUUCAUGAUGACAGAGGUCAAGCUGAUGGUGAAUCCAAU